Cornus florida is the source of this 627-nucleotide messenger RNA. RefSeq names its product cytosolic sulfotransferase 15-like. Bases 1 to 627 code for a protein of 208 amino acids. Gene Ontology annotation, cellular component: cytoplasm. Lineage: Eukaryota; Viridiplantae; Streptophyta; Magnoliopsida; Cornales; Cornaceae. The transcript has a single exon. The record is from RefSeq and is a predicted model, not a curated record. Gene Ontology annotation, molecular function: sulfotransferase activity. Gene Ontology annotation, biological process: sulfation.
AUGUGUCGAAACCCUUUGGACCAGCUCAUUUCCCUCUGGCAUUUCUUACUUCAUUGUCAAUGUUGCCAUGAAAAUGGUAUGUCACAACUUUCUUUAGAAGAAGGUUUCGAAUUGUUUUGUAACGGAGUUCAAAGUUUCGGGCCUUUUUGGGACCAUGUGUUGGAGUACUGGAAGGCGAGCUUGGCGAAUCCAAACAAGGUACUAUUCUUGAAAUAUGAGGAGUUGAAAAAUGAUGACAUUGUCAACUUUGAGCACCUGAAGAAGUUGGCUGAGUUCUUGGGAUACCCUUUUUCAGCAGAUGAAGAGAGAGAUGGUGUGAUAGAACAAGCUUCGAGGUUGUGUAGUUUUGAAAAUCUUAAAGAUGUGCUUGUUAACAAGACUGGCAAACACAAGUCAGGGGUUCAAAAUAGCUCCUAUUUUAGGGAAGGUAAAGUUGGUGAUUGGGCCAAUUUUCUAACUCCUUCCAUGGGAGAAUAUUUGAACAAUCUUGUGGAAGAGAAGCUGGCUCGCUCCGGCUUAACAUUCAGGCCAGGUCUUCUUGAUCAACUGGGAUCCCAUCCCGCGCAGAAGGGAUCACGUGCUCAUAUGGUGCAUCAAAAUGUUGUUGUUUCAGUACAUAACACGUAG